AUGACGAUGAACCCCAGCCGUCGAUUCCUCGCUGGAGCUUCGGCGUCCGCUCGAGCCCUAUCCACGGCGACGAAAGCAACGACCGAGGCUGGGCUGCCCGAGGACCGUUUGUACCGGAGAUUAUCUGCACUGGGGAACAAGAAAGGUACUGUCGCGAGCACUAUAAAUGAGUACAUUAGAGAGGGACGACCUGUCGGAAAGUUUCAGCUCGACGCCUGCCUUAGGGAACUCCGAAAAUACAAAAGAUACGGCCACGCUCUCGAGAUAAUGGAAUGGAUGGAAAGUCGAAAAUACUCAUUGGGGAACAAAGACCACGCUGUACGAUUGGAUCUAAUCGCGAAAGCCAAAGGCAUAACCGCAGCCGAGAUUUUUUUCAAUGGUCUCCCGCCAUCUGCUCAGGUCCACUGUACUUACGGCGCUCUCCUGAACUGCUACUGUGAACAAAAAAUGACCGAAAAAGCGCUCGAAGUGUUUUCAACAAUGCAAAGUGGAAAAAUGAUAAUCCGACCUCUGCCCUACAACAAUCUCAUGGCUAUGUACAUAAGAUUAGGGCAGCCCGAGAAGGCAGUUUCUCUUGGUGAAGAAUUGAAAAAUAAUAAUAUUCAGCCCGACACGUUCACUUACAACCUAUUCAUGAACGCGUACGCUUCCAUGGACGAUUUCGAGAGUGUCGAGCGAGUUUUUGACGAGAUGAUGCAGAAGAAUGAAAAGCAGUGUAAUUGGACAAGUUACAGUAACUUGGCUAUCCUGUACACUAAAGGCGGGUACCGGGAGAAAGCUGAGCUGGCGCUGAGAAAUCUCGAGAAGGUAAUGGGGCCGAACGAUCGGGAGGCGUAUCAUUUCUUGAUAAGCUUGUAUGCGGGAAUUCACGAUCUUCACAAUGUUCAUCGUGUUUGGAAGGAUUUGAAGUCGAAGAUGAAUAUGGUGACUAACAAGAGCUAUCUCAUGAUGCUUCAUGCUCUUAGGAAUCUGAAAGAUGUGAGUGGCGUGAAAAAAUGUUAUGAGGAGUGGGAGUCUAAUUGCCCGACUUUUGAUGUUAGGCUGUCGAAUACGGCAAUUGGGGCUUUAUUGGAUCACGAUAUGAUUGAAGAGGCUGAGACUGUGCUCGGGAAUGCGAUUGGUAAAACUGAAGGUCCGUUUUUUAGAACUUGGGAGAUGUUUAUUGUUUAUUUUCUGAAUAAAAAUCAGGUGAAGAAGAGUUUGGAGAUCAUGAAGACUGUCAUAUUGAAAGUUCGGGAGAAAGAAUGGUGUCCUAAGCAAGAAACGGUGGAGAAAUUUGUCGAGCUUCUCGAGCAGGAGAAUGAUGUGAGUGGCAUUGAAGAUUUAUACGAGUGCAUGAAGAAAAUAAACUGCGUUGAUCACAAAUUGUACGUGUCGUUGCUCAAGAUUUGUGUUGCGGCUGGGAAAAAAUUGCCCGGUAUUCAUCAGAGGAUUGAAGGGGAUGGGGUUCAAAUUAGCAGUGAGCUCAAACACUUGCUUGAAAGUGUUUGA
Striga hermonthica is the source of this 1491-nucleotide messenger RNA. Lineage: Eukaryota; Viridiplantae; Streptophyta; Magnoliopsida; Lamiales; Orobanchaceae. The record is from the annotation of a GenBank genome assembly.